Messenger RNA from Trichomonas vaginalis G3, 1569 nucleotides. RefSeq names its product regulation of parkin-mediated stimulation of mitophagy in response to mitochondrial depolarization. The coding region runs from base 1 to 1569 and encodes 522 amino acids. Gene Ontology annotation, biological process: protein retention in Golgi apparatus; protein targeting to vacuole. The transcript has a single exon. Lineage: Eukaryota; Parabasalia; Trichomonadida; Trichomonadidae. The record is from RefSeq and is a predicted model, not a curated record. Gene Ontology annotation, cellular component: extrinsic component of membrane.
AUGAAGAAUAUCGUUUCACAUGUCAUUACUGGGUAUUUAGAGACCCUAAUACAACCUCUAAAGAACAAUCAGCUCAAUAUUGACAUAUGGAACGGAAAACUUAAGAUGGAAAACCUUGUUUUCAGAGAAGAUGGUUUAUUCAACCUUGGAUUUCCAUUGAAAAUCAUCCAUGGUACGGCAACGGAAAUAAAAGCCGAUUUUUCAUGGAACAAGCUUGAAACCGAACCAGUCAUUGCCAGUAUAAAGGACGUUUUCCUUUUAACCGAAUUAGAUUGGCAGAAUUUUGAGCAGAGACAACCUAUUUUGAAGUCGGAUAAGCUUAAUAUCAAGUCCGCUGAGAGCGAAAAGGAGAAAAUCCAAACGAUUCAGGCUUUUCUUGACUUUACAAAUAAAAUAAUCGGAACAAUACAGAUGAAUGUCGAAAACAUUCAUGUCAUUAUGCAAAUACCACUUGUUGAUCAGAAGGUUUUCGUUGGAUUUACAAUGAAUUCGUUGAAAAUUGAAAAUAACGAAAAAUCAACUUUGAAAAAUAUACUGAAAGACAUCAAAUUCAACGCGAUUUCGAUAUACAUGGAUCCAACACCACAUGUAUUUGACCUCGAGAAGUUCCAAGAAGAGAUGAAAGACCAAUUAAACAUGAAUAAUCACGAAAUUAUAUUUGAAUUACCACUUUUUGAGACAUCUUUCUUCAGAUCCAAGGAGAAGAACGUUACUCACAACAACAUUUUCGAUAUAAAGUUCAACGAAAUUGACUUUGGACUGACAAUUCCACAAUUAAGGUCAAUUAUACAAGUUUCAAGGGCAUUUCAACAGCACAUUAAACGUAGAACAUAUAGAUUACUCAUGCCGCCAUCAGAUUCCGAAGAUUUCGGAAAACAAUUUGGACAUAUUACGAAAUUUGCAUCUUAUAACAAUUCCAGGAUGAAAUUCAAUGUUGGACAAGCACUCGAAUUCCUAAAGAACCGCUCCAAGUACUACAAACUCUAUUCAGAAGACAUGAUUAAAGGAAAAAUCUCAAAACAGUUUUCAAAGUUCUCAGAAAAAGUAAAUGAUGAGACAAGAGUGUUACUUUACAACUAUUCACUGGCCAAAUAUAAACUUGACAACAAAAAUUACGAUUAUAAACUGAAAGAUGACGAAUCAAUGAAUUUCAUGGGCAACUAUGCCUCGAUCUUGGAUUCUUUCAAUGUCAUAGAGUUCCAUUUCGCUGCAAAACGUGUUGUUACCUAUCUAAAAGAUGCAGAUAAAAUUAUAAGAUUUUCAACUAUCGCGGAAAGCGUCAAAACCAACUUAAUCUAUACUAAGCAGCUCCAGAAAGUGUCAUUCUCCAUAGGCGCGUUCUCUUUGUUCCAUGAAAACCUGAAUUUUAUUUCUGGAAUCGGAAGAGGUUCUUCAAAGUUCCUUACAGCAGCUUCUGACUUCGUAUUGAACAUGAUUAAGGCAAAUGCCGACUUCGGAAUCAUCGAAAUCCGUCAUGUUGAGCCUUUCAUUGAACAAUUUAUGCCAUUUAUCACUGGAAUGUCCGGAGCCAUCCCAAAGACGAAGAUAAAAUUCAGAACACUCGCUUAG